This is a messenger RNA of Cyprinodon variegatus (sheepshead minnow), 4390 nucleotides long. RefSeq names its product non-canonical poly(A) RNA polymerase PAPD7-like. Gene Ontology annotation, biological process: RNA 3'-end processing. The coding region runs from base 338 to 2689 and encodes 783 amino acids. The transcript is spliced from 12 exons. The record is from RefSeq and is a predicted model, not a curated record. Gene Ontology annotation, cellular component: nucleolus; TRAMP complex. Gene Ontology annotation, molecular function: poly(A) RNA polymerase activity; mRNA binding. NCBI's taxonomy places the organism in Eukaryota, Metazoa, Chordata, Actinopteri, Cyprinodontiformes, Cyprinodontidae.
UGAACUACCAUAUUGAACCUAACUUCCGGUCUUUCCGGUCUUAGUAAAUUGACGAGGCGCUGAGGGGGUGUGUUCAAAGAUUUAAAUCCCUCACAGAUGAGCGGUUGAUGAACCGUGGUGCUGGUAGCGCCAUAUUGGCUGCCUUUUAAGGGGAGAGGAGAGUUUGGCCGAACCGCUUAACAAACCCAACCGGUCUCCAGACAUGAAGCCGUUCAGAAACAUCCUCUAAAUCGGUACCGCCUGAUUUUUCGUCUGGUAGGGAGUCAAACUGCAAAGUUGCUUACAUUUUUCUUUAAAUCGUUUCUGCUGGGGGAGCUUUUCACUGAACUAGAGUCCAAUGGAUAACGGAACGGCUUGGAUCCAGCCGGAGCAGAAGGGACUGGCCAAUUAUUCCAUGUGGAUGCAGCUUUGGGAGACCUCACACGCUAAUGCUGGCCUCCAGCCUCACCACCAGCGCAACUUUGCGGUACAAAACACCAACUUGGACUCUUACGGCGAGAGCUACAGGCAUUUAGCUCCAACACCUGGGACUGCGUUUGGGAAGCUGCCGCGGGCAGACGGCGGCGGAGAGAGGGGAAGUGUCCGGAGGAAGGGCUCGUUGUCGCCGUCCUCUUCCUCUCUGGACUCGGAGGCCGACAGCUCCUCUCCCCACGGCUCUUUGCUUCAAAUUGACAAUUUGAACGCCGCAGACGAGGCCGAGCAGUUUUUACACAACGGUGAGCAGAAGGUGAAGGAGAACAACCUCCGACAGCCUCUUCAUGUUCAGCAGCACUGUCGCAGCAAGCAGCCGCCCGGCGGCCACACCCCCACCGGGAUGAAGAACCAGCAGCAGCAGCACUAUCAGCCCCAUCACUCCGGCCGCAGGAGGCAGCUGAACAGGGCCAACACUUUCCACGGCUUCAACCCGCUCCUCUCCUACUGCUUCAAUGGCCUGGACUCUUCCUACAGCCUGUGGAAAACCAGGCGAUACAGCCCGGGCGUUAAUGGUCUGCAUGAGGAAAUAAUGGACUUCUUCAGCUUCAUGUCACCCAGACCUGAAGAGGAGGCCAUGAGAAGGGAUGUUGUGAACAGAAUUGAAAGUGUCAUCAAGGAUUUGUGGCCCACUGCUCGGGUGGAAAUCUUUGGCAGCUUCAGCACAGGACUAUAUCUUCCUACAAGUGACAUCGAUCUAGUUGUGUUUGGGAAGUGGGAUCAUCCCCCAUUGCAGGAUCUGGAGCAAGCCCUGAAGAAACACAAUGUGGCUGGCAGCUAUCCAAUCAAAGUCCUCGACAAAGCUUCUGUUCCAAUCAUUAAACUCACCGAUCAUGAGACCAAAGUGAAAGUUGACAUCAGCUUCAAUGUGGAGACUGCUGUGAAAGCUGCCCAGUUCAUUAAAAGCUACCUUAAGAGAUACACUGUUCUUCCACCAUUGAUCUUCGUCCUGAAGCAGUUUCUGUUGCAGAGAGAUCUAAAUGAAGUCUUUACUGGAGGCAUCAGCUCAUAUAGCCUUAUACUAAUGGCUAUCAGCUUCUUGCAGUUACACCCUAGGAUUGACACACGGCGCUCCAACAUAAACCUGGGCAUUCUGCUGAUAGAGUUCUUUGAGCUUUAUGGUCGCGAUUUUAACUACAUGAAAACGGGAAUCCGGGUGAGAAAUGGAGGAGCUUACCUGUCCAAAGAAGAGAUGCUGAAAGCCAUGGGCCAUGGAAACCGGCCCUCCAUGCUCUGCAUAGAGGAUCCUGUACAGCCAGGAAACGAUGUUGGAAGGAGUUCAUAUGGAGUCCUGCAAGUCAAGCAGGUCUUUGAUUUUGCAUAUCUUGUUUUAAGCCAUGGUUUAUCUCCUCUUUGUGCAUAUCCAAACAGAGAGUAUGACAGCACUUUAGGACGGAUCGUUAAAGUCAGCCCAGAGGUGUUGGCCUACAGGGAAUGGAUAAUCAAGACGUGGGGUGCCAAACAGAGUGCCAAGCUGGAAAACAAUGAUGUGGAGACCUGUGAGCAGGAGCUUUCUAGAAUGAUGCUGAUUGAGGAUCAAAGGGAUUCCCCGUCUCCCCUGAGCUCAGACUCCCCUUCUCCAGUGUUUCCUCCAAGCCCGCAACAUCAUUCCUCGUCUUCCUCAGCUUGCUCACUUUCUUCAUCUUCCUCUGGAAGCGACAUUGAGUCUGACUCUCCAAAAAGUAGCAAUGGUUCUAUCCAGCUCCACCCGCUAAACUUGGCUUUAAUCCAGAUGGCUGCAGACCCAGGGGCCACACAUCCAGCAAGCUUUAUCCACGCUCCACAUCAGAUCUCUCUUCCAGAAAACUUUACCAUCCUGCCGUCCGAUAGCCAGUUCUACCACGAGAACCCUCCUUCUAUUAACAUUGUGCACCGUCACACAGCACAAGCUCCACAAUUCCCCCGGCAUUCUAAGCCUGCCAGCCCUCUCCUUACACAUCUCCACCACUCUCAGGUUGGAGGGCUGCUGCGCCACCCGUACGCCCAGAGAUCUUAUUCCCAAGGCUCACUGGAGCCCCACAAGUUUGGCUCCAAGCACAACCAAGUUGGUAGCUUCCAGUGCCAUAAUCCCUCUCAAGGCAACUUGGGUCUGCAGCACCGGUUUGUUUACCAGACGCACAUGGUGUCAUGUUUCAAAAACCAGCAGCAGCAGUACAACCGUAAGGCUUGGCGACGCAGGAAGAAAGACAUUAGUCCCACUUUGAACCAGAGCCAAUGAAAGACGUCAGCGGUAGCACAUGUUCUGUUGCUAAGAGGUAUUUAAAGCGAACAUACAAUGAUGGAAGGCUUUUCCCAUGGCUUACUAGGACCAUGUAAAAAAAAUAAUAAAACCUCACCAUGCUCAUAUUGUUCUAUCAGUCUGAAACAAUGCCCCUUUCACCAGCAUAAACUCAGUUGAUGAAUUGGUGAUUACCAGACUGGGGCUGCCCUCAGCAGUCUCCUCUCCAAAUUAGAGCUAAAGUAAGUAUAUAAUGUCCAUGGAGCCUAAACAUCGUGUGCCAUAGUAUUGUGGUUCAUCAAGCCUGACGCUUCUUGAACUUUUAAUUCUUAAUGAGCCUUUUUCAUCAUUAGGUUUCGCUCUUCUGAAUGUUUCUCCCUCUUUUGUUCCAAUUCCUUUUCAGAGCUCUUAAGCGUUCUGCAUAUCUACAAAUUUUACUCUGGACUUGAGCAAAGCACUACACUUUUUCUUCUACCUAUGCAGCGCAAUGCUGACAAUGUUACUAAUGUGACGGCACAAAACUGACAUUGUCUUAAGUGCUAACACUGUGAGGACUGGUUUGAAUGUACACUUUUGUGUGUCUGUGUCAUAAAUUUAUUUUCUCAUUUUAGACUCACCAGGAUUUUUAACAUGUUUUGUUUUUUUCCACAUUGGUUUAAUUGUUCUUUUCUAUGCUGCAGACUGUAGCACCUUAUUUUAUUUCUUUCUUUUUUUCCAACAUGUGCAAUAUUUACUGGAUUUUAUUUAAUUUAUUUCACAUUUUAUUUGAUUCUUUGUUUUGGUCUUUUUAAGCCUGUAUUGAUGUGUGCAAUAGAGGGGUUAAGGGCCUAGUGAAAUGUGUGUGUUUGUGUGUGAAUGUGUGUGUGAGAGGCCUUCCAGCAGGGGGCGAUACGGUAGAACGUGCCAUAAACCCUUGACUUAAACAUUUUCCCACUUGAAUUUUCUGCACGAACACUUGAAUUUUGCCAACUGCCUAUCCAAAAAGUUUUUCCACAACCAAUUUUUCUUUGAAACAUAUUACUAUAUAGCCAGUUAUAUUUAUCAGAGCUAAAACCAUCUUCAGCCAUGUUUACAUCUUGUGUAACUUCAGAAAUAGUUGGUGCUAUUUUAUACCAGCAAUGUGCUUGUUUUCUGCCUUAUAGAUGCUCUGAUUCUGUUGAAGCAGGAGGUUAACUGCCUUCUUAACUGACCAGAUCUGUUUUGUUUGUUUUUUGUUUUUUUUAACUGUGUAGCCAGAGCUUUCUUUAUACAUUUUGUAAGCACUGCCAGGGUUACAUUGCUUUUAUUUAUUACACCUUUAGGUGCCAGCUCCUGCAGUCUAAAAUGUCUGUAUGACAUUUUUUUUCUUAUUUUUCUAGAGCAGUCAGAAAAAGGUCUUAAAAUUCUCUUCUCAUAGUUACAUUAAUUUUACAAGGCCAGUGUAAUCUAAGAUGUUUUGGUCAAGCCACAACAAAAACCUGAGGGCUUGUUUUCAAAAGUUAAACCCUGGUCCUAUGGAGCAAACCCCAAAUGGAUUUUCUUUUCAUUAUUUCUUAGGUUGUUUUCUUUUUUUUUUUUUUUCUUUUUUUUUCAGAGCUGCCUUUUAAUACAUUAUCUAAGAUGCGACAUCAUACCAAAUUCCCACAUCAGAGUAUGAAGAUUGGCUGUAAUGUGUAAAUUUGCAUUUCAAUGUAUCUUUUUUUUUUAUGCAAGUUUUUCUAU